Molecule: messenger RNA, 800 nt
Organism: Amoebophrya sp. A120
Lineage: Eukaryota; Dinophyceae; Syndiniales; Amoebophryaceae
Source: the annotation of a GenBank genome assembly
AGUUGCGAAGUGGAAAGUGUUGCACUCUUCGAUAAAGGAAAGCAGAAGCUAGAAAUGCCCCACUACGUAGAACUAGUGCAGCUCCGCCGUCCCUGAAUCUGCGGUCUACACCAUGUCCGACUCCUUUCCAUCAAACCCGAAUUUGUACCAGCAUGGAUAAGCAGUCGCAUAAGGAUACGAUGAAGUACGUGGCUAUCAAGUGCAAAAAUGUCUGGGUCUCGAAGAAUGCAUGUUUGUCAUGCUUGUCUGGCAUGACUCUUAAAUCUGUCAUGCACGUUACCCAAGAGCCCCAUUUUUCUGUGAUGCAGAAACGCAGUUUGUCAUGCAGAAUAGGCAACGCCUGGAAGUUCAUAAACUUGUCAUGCUGGUGAUCCAGCAUUUGUGGCCUCAUCAUGAGACGCCACCCAGCAUCACAAGUUUCCAGGCCCAGACAUUUUUACAUUUGAUAGUGGCACCCACGAAAAACCACGUCGGGAGGAACAGGAUGCAAAAAAACGUGUUUGGAAAACAAGCUUUUGUCUAGGCGGACUGAUGUAACAAGUCAGAACGGGCUACUGCGACGCAAUGAUAAAUAAACUGCUUCUUGUAGUUCUUCUACUCCAAGCUACCACAACGUCAGGUGCUUCACCGUGAUGUUGGUGAUGUUGUUCAACUUUACGAAUUACGAUAGCAUUAGCAAAUUAUUUUAGAGUUAUGCUUUUUUAGAGGUUCGUAUCGCGUAGAGGUUCGUAUGGGGAGGGCUAGCUGAGAAGGAUAGAGAAUCUCGAUUUCGAUAUCUGUUUGCGUAUCGAGGUUUCACA